Molecule: messenger RNA, 2162 nt
Organism: Impatiens glandulifera
Lineage: Eukaryota; Viridiplantae; Streptophyta; Magnoliopsida; Ericales; Balsaminaceae
Product: 65-kDa microtubule-associated protein 1-like
Exons: 11
Coding region: 225-1973 (582 amino acids)
Biological process (GO): cytokinesis by cell plate formation; microtubule cytoskeleton organization
Cellular component (GO): spindle; cytoplasm
Molecular function (GO): microtubule binding
Source: RefSeq, a predicted model, not a curated record
UGCUUAAAUCUCCAUAUUUCUCUGUUCUUUGAUUCUCAUUUCUUCUUCUUCUUCUUCAAAUUCACACUCAAUCUUGGAUCAAACAAUGGAUUGCUGAAGCUAGUGAGAUCUGGAAGGGAUUUUUGAUUUUGUUGAUCUUGCUGGAGCUCGCAUUUAUCAUUCACAUAGUUGCAACGAGAUUUGUACUGCGCUAAAUACAAGAUUGUCGGCGUCGCAUACUGUGAAUGGCAGCAGUAGAGAAACAAUAUCCUGUUCUUAAGGAGACAACUUGUGCUUCUCUGCUGCAGAGAUUGCAGAAAAUUUGGGAUGAGGUAGGUGAAAAUGAUGAGGAAAGGGACAAGAUGCUUCUUCAGUUAGAGCAGGAAUGUCUGGAUGUGUAUAAGAGGAAAGUAGACCAAGCUGCAAAAUCACGAGCUCAACUUCUUCAAGAGUUGGCAGAUGCUAAGAUCGAACUCUGCAAUCUUUUGUCUUCCCUUGGAGAAAAAUCUGGUGUUGGUAUUCCCGAUAAGUCUUCAGGAUCCAUUAAAGAGCAACUUGCUGCUAUAGCGCCAGCCUUGGAGCACCUAUUGAAACAGAGAGAAGAGAGGAUAAAGGAGUUUCUUGAUGUGCAAUCACAGAUUGACAAGAUAUGUGGUGAAAUUUUGGGGACAAGUGAAAAAUUGGGGAGCCCCAAAAUUGAUGAAUCUGACCUUUCCCUCAAGAAACUAGACGGGUUUCAGUCUCAGCUCCAAGAACUCCAAAAGGAAAAGAGGGAUAGGUUGCACAAAGUGCUUGAAUUUGUAAGCAAUAUUCACGAUCUUUGUGCAGUCCUUGGGGUGGAUUUCUUUAGUACUAUCACUGAAGUGCAUCCAACCUUAAAUGACUCUAUGGGGAUGCAAUCAAAAAGCAUUAGCAACAAUACCCUAUCUAGGCUGGCCAAGACAGUUUUAGCUCUAAUAGGUGACAAGAAGCAAAGGUUGCAAAAGCUUCAAGAUUUGGCCACGCAUCUAGUUGAUCUUUGGAAUUUGAUGGAGACCCCUCAAGAAGAUCGGAUUUUGUUUGACCAUGUGACCUGUAAUAUAUCAGCUUCAGUGGAUGAAGUAACUGUUCCUGGAGCUCUUGCUCUCGAUCUGAUUGAACAGGCUGAGGUUGAAGUUAAAAGACUAGAUCAACUAAAAGCAAGCAAAAUGAAAGAAAUUUCCUUCAAGAAGCAAGCCGAGUUGGAUGAGAUAUUUGCAUGUGCUCAUAUUGAGAUUGAUUCCGAGGCUGCACGAACAAAGAUUCUAGAGCUGAUUGAAACUGGAAAUAUUGAACCAUCGGAAUUGUUUAGUGAGAUGGAUAACCAAAUAGUUAAGGCGAAGGCAGAAGCUCUUAGCAGAAAAGAAAUAUUGGAUAAAGUUGAAAAGUGGACGUCAGCAUGUGAAGAAGAGAGUUGGCUUGAAGACUACAGCAGGGAUGAUAAUAGAUACAAUGCUAGCAGAGGGGCACACCUGAAUCUCAAACGAGCUGAGAAAGCCCGGGUUCUGGUCAGCAAAAUUUCAAGUCUGGUUGACUCGUUAGUUGCUAAAACAAGGGCAUGGGAAGAAGAACAUGAUAUGAAAUUCACUUACGACGGUGUUCCUUUGCUUGCAAUGCUGGAUGAAUAUUCAAUGCUUAGGCACGAAAGGGAAGAAGAUAAGCGUAGGUUAAGGGAUCAGAAGAAGUUCCAUGAACAACAAAACACGGAACAGGAAUCCAUAUUUGGUUCGAAGCCAAGCCCAAGCCCGGGUCGAGCACUUGGCAAUAAGAAAGUUGUGGGGCUACGCAGUACAAAUGGAGCAAACGGAACACCUAGAAGGAUGUCUUCCCUAAACAAUAACGGUUCAAAAUCUGUAAACAAAGACGGAAGGAGAGAUAGCGCCAGGCCAAUUGCACCGGUGAAUUAUGUUGCCAUUUCGAAAGAGGAUUCUCGGUCACAUAUUUCUGGUACCGAGCCCAUUCCAUCGUCACCAUAAUAAUAAUAAUAGUAAAGGUUUAUGGCCUUGGGUAGAGACAUAGGUUUUGAUGUUAAGCGUAACCUCUGUUAUCAGAACUCAGAAGAAGACUUGACUGACUGACUACUAGCAAAGCUUAGCAUAAUAAUUUGUGCAGCAGCAAUUAUCAUCGAAUAUUAUUUUACUGGAAAAUACUAGAUUGAUUUUCAU